AGUAAGCCCAAUUACCGGCAAUUACCCUUAUUCCUACAGGCAAUCUCGUUUACACGCGCCACCUAUGAGCGUGGGGAAGCCUUCAACUCGCAAGGCCAGACUUCUCUACUGCCCCAAACCUCGUGUUAAUUUCAACCAUCCAUUGCCAGCUCACUUUUAACACGACGCAAUCGUAGCCGUUAAAAAAAUAGCUCGUCUUUGUCACGCUCCGUCAACUCGCGUGAACUACCAAAACUCACUUUCCCCCCUGCGUCGAAGAUAAGAAACUCCGUUUGUAGAUAUGGGAAGAAAUCUACCAAAGGUAUGCUUCCGAAACCCUAAUUUAACUUCAUUACUGCUGCGUAAACACGGCGGCGCUUAGUAGCAACGGCGGAGCAGCAGAUCACACGUGCCGAUGAGCUAGUUGUGGUAAAUUUAGUUUGUGUUUUCUGUGAAUUUUGGGGAUUUAUUUAUACUUGUGUUAGAUCGCCGGAAAAUGUUGGGUGGUGGAAAUGAGGGUUUGACGGAGGAGGAUAAGUUGAGCGAGCGUAAGGUUUACAGUAGAAGGCCGUCGUUUAAAGGGAUUGAAAACAGUAAUUUAUCGAUGGAGCAGCCGAAUGUUGAAGCUGUGGCUAUGGCUUCUGGUUUCGACUUGGGUCCGGAUAAUUUUGUCAGAUCCAAGUCGGAUAAGGUCAGGAUAAGUUUAUCCAUGAAGUCGAAACGAGAAGCGGUUGAGUUGAGGAGGAAGCUGGAAGGCGAGCGGGAUAUGAUUCGGAGUUUGAUGACGAAGAUCGAGGCGGACGAGGGUCGAAGAGUUGCAGCACGCAAGUUUGAUAAUCAGCUGAGUGUUUCGGUGUGCGAUAAUAGCAACGCGGCGGGGGUGAUUGAUAAUUUGGAGAAGGAGAAGAAACGGACGCCGAAGGCGAAUAAAAUGUACAGGAAUUCGGAAUUCUUGCUGGCGAAGGAUAAGAUUCCUUCAGCCGAGAGUAACAAGAAAUCGAAAUCGAAUGCGAAGAAGGGGGGUGGAGCGAGUGGGCAGGGGGUGGGAGUGAAGAAGUUUCCGAAUCCGGUACUGAAAAGUUGUCAGUCGCUCUUAGACAAAUUGAUGAAGCACAAACACGGUUGGGUGUUCAACAAGCCGGUCGAUGCAGUUGGUCUCGGUUUGCACGACUAUUUCGAAAUUAUUCGAAACCCGAUGGAUCUUGGUACAGUGAAAGAUAGGUUAGCGCAGAAUUGGUACAAGUCUCCUAUGGAAUUUGCCGAGGAUGUUAGACUUACAUUCAAGAAUGCUCUGACGUAUAACCCGAAAGAGCAGGAUGUUUAUUUGAUGGCUGAUCAGUUACUGAAAAUAUUCGAGGACAAAUGGCCCGUCAUCGAGGCUGAUUAUAUGCGCGAGUCGAGGCCAAAUAUGAAAAAGACUGCAGAUAGAUCCGAGUCAACGAAUGCUGGCGUUGACCCAUUAAGAAAGACGAUGAGUGUAGCUCAAACCGGGAAGGUUUUUGUGAAAAAGAAGCCGAAGGCGAAGGAAUCGAAUAAAAGGGAGAUGACUUAUGAAGAGAAGCAAAAGCUUAGCAUAAAUCUGCAGAAUUUGCCGUCUGAGAAGCUCGAGAACGUUGUUCAGAUUAUCAAGAAACGUAAUCCCUCGGUUUCUCAGCAAGACGAUGAGAUCGAGGUUGACAUUGACGUUGUUGAUACCGAAACUCUUUGGGAGCUCGAUAGGUUCGUUACCAAUUAUAAGAAGGGUUUGAGCAAGAACAAAAGGAAGGCCGAUACUGUUACUCAUGUAGUAACUGAUGUAGAGCAGAACACUAAUGAAAAGAUUGCUAAUUCAAUUGUAACAGAAAGCGCAAAAGAAAGUAGAGCAGAUGAAGAGAAAGUUGCCUCACCUCCAGCUGUAGUAGAAGAGCCAAAUCGUAACGAAACAAAACGAGGAGCAAGCCAGAGCAGCUCUGGCUCUGAUUCCGGAUCUUCAUCCAGUGGUGAUUCUGACGGUGAAAGUUCCUCGGUAGAUGGAUCAGAUGGCGGCCGAUGACCAAAGUAUUCAGCUGUCGAGAUCUCGAUUGACGGCCUACUGACUUAAUUCCUCCAAGCCUUGAUAUAAACAUAGCGCCUGUGUUGUAAGAUAGAAUCACCGUUGACGAUUUGCAGCUUUCUUGUUUUAGCACGCAGGGUUGUUUCCGUCUUUUGUUCGAUUUGUAAAUUCCUGUAGUGGCUGAUAAAUAUAUUAUGAAAUCAGAUAUGUAUGUAUGUAUAAUGAUUGUAGAUGGCUAACCUGUGCUUGUGUCAUAUAUACUUCUGUAAGCAGAUGACUAUUGGUUAGUUAGUUGUAAGAUUGUGGUAAGAUUGUGUAAUUUAUGUUUAGGUUAUUAUUUUCCUUAAAAACAGUUGUUGUGGAAUCUCAAAGCAUUGUGUGCUAGUUGCGUAAAAAUCCCAGAUUCUUAGCGACAGCUGUUUAGAUACUCGUGAAAUAUUAUUUUGUUAUCGUGUUUUGUUUUAUAAUCAGCUUCCGACGA
Molecule: messenger RNA, 2492 nt
Organism: Erythranthe guttata (spotted monkey flower)
Lineage: Eukaryota; Viridiplantae; Streptophyta; Magnoliopsida; Lamiales; Phrymaceae
Product: transcription factor GTE4
Molecular function (GO): protein binding
Source: RefSeq, a predicted model, not a curated record